GUUUCCGCUAACCUCAGCUCACAUGGAGCCCUCCUCGCUGCCUGCACUCUCGCGGACGCUCUCUCUUGCCAGCACUGCCACGAGCAGCUCCUCGGAGGAUCUCUACGCGUUCAUCAACGAGUCCACCGAGAUCACACGUCGCACGCGCAAGCGUUUUACAAACGCGCAGCUCACCAUGCUCGAGCAGCUGUUUCAUCAAAAUUCGCAUCCUUCGCGAGAGCAGCGCGAAACGGUUGCCAAAUCGGCCAAUAUGGAGGUCAAGUCUGUCACGAUCUGGUUCCAGAACAAGCGGCAGACGGAAAGGAGGACGACCCUCGCGAAUGGACGCGUCCCUCCCCCCGUCAUCAUUAAUACCCACGCCCCUUACCCGUGUCCCCUACCCUCCCCCGUGACUUCGCCGUCAAUGUCGAGCAGCGCAUCGUCUAUUUCGAGCUACUCCUCUACAUCUGUGUCGCGAAGACCGUCUCUGGAUUCUGUUGCUUCGCGCUCUGAGCUACGUGCACCGGCGCCGCGAACACCAUCACGACGCCACAAUCCACGUGCACCUCUCUGGGAAAACAUGCCUUCUUCGCCCGUAGGACCGGACUUCAGCCCUCCUGCUCGCGAAUUCGUGGAAUUUGGACACGAGCGGAAACACGAGAGGAGGCGCACCCUGGAAUGGGCCUGUGCACGAAGCCGGAUGGCGGAGAAGGGGGAUCCUGAACAACUUCCCAAGCUUUCGCAUGAUGAGGACACUGACGUGGAACUUGACGAGGCGGUCACACCUCCCAGUACAUGGGGAGGAGGGGAUGCACGUUGGAACGAAAAGGGAAAGCAAAAAAUAGGGAUUCAGAGCGCCGAGGUCACAGCAACACCCAAAGCACAGACUUCGACGAGCGUAGACGAGGAUACGAUGAAGGCAGCGAUUGCUUUGUCACUACUUAUGCGCGGUUGAGUAGUGACGGACACUUCAAAUUUCUGGAGUUGGGUAGGUCUUGACGAGCCUUUAUAUAAAUAACUUUAAGAUAGGAAAUUUAUUUCUGAUCUGUGCUACAUCCACAAGUAGUCGAGACGUAGUCAUAAGAUGCAAACUGCUCGACGUCCAAGGACAUGCAAAGCGGCCGCAAGUACUAUAAUAGAUUCGCUGAAAGCUGACUCUGAGCGAAUAGCCUCGUCCAACUCAAGUUGCGACGUGCGCCGGCCCUUUCACACUCUCACCAAUACCGCGCUCUACGACAAUGUCCGCCGCCUCCGAAAUCAAGGUCCCCUUCUUUAAAAAGGGCAAGACACGACCGACAACUGCGCGCAAACGGUCUCAGUCCCCCGCACCCAGUGGACAGCCUGUAGCAUCCACGUCUUCUACCACUGUAGUGCAUCCGACGCGCAAGACAGGCAACAGUGUCCUUAGCGCAGGUUCCAAGCGUACCACGUCGCAGCGUGCGGAUGAUAACGACGUAGAGGACGAAGAUGAGAAUGAGCGGAAGAGAAGGGAGGAUUAUCAAGGGCCGGCGGUGAACUGGUCCUCUGCUGGUAGCAAAUCGCAUAUCGCUGCAGCCCUGGAAAUUAUCGCCGGGGAUGAGGCUGAGGAAGUCCUCGCUAAAAGGCGACGGCUCGCUGAUGUCGAAGGCGAUGCCGACGCAGGUGGAGCCGAUGACGGGAAGUACCACGGGCAGAAAGGUUAUACAACGCAUUUGAAGAAGAGUUCGGAAGUGCCGAAGGCCAUGCGAGUCGGCCCUCAACGCAGCACAAGCACAAUCCGCACAGUUACAAUCGUGGACUACCAGCCAGACGUGUGUAAGGAUUAUAAGGAGACAGGGUAUUGCGGCUUUGGGGAUACUUGCAAGUUCUUGCAUGAUCGAGGGACAUACCUUGCGGGGUGGCAGCUCGAUAAACUCGCCGAAACAGCUGCCAAAGAUGCUGCUGCAGGCGGUGACGGGGACUCCUCAGACUCCGACGACGAGGACAUUCCAUUUGCGUGCUUGAUCUGCCGCAAACCGUACACAGAUCCAGUCGUCACACGCUGUGGCCAUUACUUCUGUUCUGCAUGUGCAAUCAAGCGCUUUGCGAAGACCCCCAAGUGCAUCGCAUGCGGGGCGCCAACGGGCGGAAUAUUCAAUCGUGCAGAUAAGGUGUUGGAAAAGAUUAGGAAGAAGAAGGGGUCCGGUGGGGACGGCUCGGAAGACGAAGCAGAGGAAGAGGGUGUAGAUGUAGAGAUUGGCACCUAACGAGUGCCUUUUACACCAUCACGGUCUUGGCUCGCACUAGAAGAAACCAUAUCUUUGUGCUGAAAGAUGCAAGUUGCAAGCUACAUCUAUAUUCUUGUUAAUUACCAGAUGCACAGUGCACAGACUGAAAGACUUAACAUCUCCGAUCAAAUUUCAUAGUGAUCACAUCACGUUAUGCGCAUUGCAUCACGCAGCGCUUCUCACCAGCACAUUAAGGAUGUCUCUAGCGAAACUUACGUCGGUCUCAACGCAGACGCUUUCAUUACUCUUAGAGCGUCAACGGAGUCAAACUUUACCUUCUUAUUCGGACGAUACGGCGCCCCCACCACCGCCAAAAUCUCAUCUCGAACAGAUUGUACGAAACCUCAACUCUCUUGGAAGUGGGAUACUGGCGCUCGAGGCCAAGGAAGGGCCGUCAGAAGCGCUCACACUACUCAGGAAUCAGCAUGAACGUAUGCGCGGGAUGUUAGCUCCCGGUGAAGAUGAGGAUGUCACAAGCUUGGAACCUGAAGGGAAUUUGCGCGCGAAACUCAUACCAUCGUCUCCUCCUGAACCAAUUUACACGCCCUACCAAGAUGAUCCAGAUGCUGAGCCCGCGACUAUGCUUCAAACUCAACGACUCAUGAUGGAUCAACAAGACAAUCAGCUCGACCUUCUAUCACAUUCAAUCAAUCGACAGCGCGAUAUAUCCCUUCAGAUAAACGAGGAACUGGAUGUUCACACUGGACUACUUGAAGAGCUAGACACCGAUUUGAACCAUACCGAGACCAGGUUGGGUGGCGCUCGAAGAAGGUUAGAUAGGGUCGCGCAAGGAGCCAAGAGGAACGGCUCGACGGUCACGAUUGCAGCACUCAUCUUGAUUCUCCUUAUUCUGAUCAUAGUCUUCAAGACAUGAGUAUCCUAGACUUUUCUCGCGUUCCGAAUAACACAUCCAUGGAUAUGUAAUUAUACAGCGAUAUAUACUCAUUCUCAUCGUGUCAAGCCUAGGACACCCAAUAUCGUUCUUCCGAUGACGCUGACUCCAUCGUUUGGCCAGCCUGACCUCCGUAUCGCAUCUUGAGCCGUUUCGGGGGUGAUUACACCAGACUGGGCGCGUGCAUAAACUAGUUUAGUAACAACAGCUUCCGUGAAUUCCGGAUGCCCCUGCACUGUAAGUAUGUGGACCCGCGAGAGAUCCAGAGAACUGGGAGGUUCCAAUGUGGUGAACCGCACCAUACCCUGAUUCUUCGAAACAUCGGUCGAGCCCAACAGGUGGAACGUCUCCGGUACUUCGGGAACAUGAUCCUGGUGCAUUUCCUGCAGAUGCUGGAUGGUGCUUGUGUGAGAACCGUUAUGUCCAUCGAGAGAAUCCGCAGCAUACCAGGGUAGCGGAUUCGACCCUGAAUAAGGACUGGCCCAGCGGGGUCAAUGUUAUGGGUGUUGGCCCAACCUCCCAUCUCCCUCCGUUCUUGACACAUUCACCUCCCAACGCGCGUGCCACAAUUUGAUGCCCGAAACAGAUCCCUGGACUCCAGAUGUAAUUUCGCUCGCACCCGCAAUCGAAGCUUGUGGCGUACCGAAUAUUUUGAUUCUGGCGUGCAUAGUUGCCGUGCGGGCCACGAAGUCGACCAACUUGUUGAUCCAGGGAAUCUCUUCGUAGGCAGAUGCCUCUGACCGGUAGCAUGAGAUCCUCAGAAUCGUGUGAGGUUCGCAGAGGACUUACUGGAUCCUGUGAUGAUAAUCCCGUCAUAUUGCUCCAGUUGCUCUGCAGUCGGAUAGUUCAUCUUAUGCACGACGUCAUACGCGUCAAUUCUGCAUUUAGUCUGGAUAUCGUCUAUCUGUGCUUGCAUCCCAGCAUUGUGCAGCAGAUCGGUGAAGAAUACGUGAUAGUCGCCAUGUACAGACAGGACCGAGGCCAUCGGAGUAUCACAUAUCAGGAGGGCGAUGGACUUGGACAUGUCGCAGGCCCAGUACUUGUCAGAAGAGACUGGAGAGAGAAGGAGACUGGAUUAGUGCUGGGCUAGCUAUGAAUUAUUUCAUAGCAUAGCAAUUCAUAGCAUAUUUUUAGCAUGCUAAAUAUCAACCUAGCCAGUCGGGAGGCUGAACCACGUGCUAUGAAUUGCUAAUAAUCAAUUUUCGAUCCUAUGAUAACGCAGUGAUAACUUGGUGAUAAGGAGCUGAAUCUACAUCAAUUAGAAGUCUGACAAUCACUGUCAGAAAUGACACUCCGGAACAAGGCGGAGAAUCUUUUUUCUGUAUACUUCUCGUCAUGCCGUUGCCUCCAGAAGCUCUCGGAGCACUGGUGAUAGCUCGCAGAGCUUACAUUGAGAGCGAAGAUUUCAGUAUUCCGGAUUUCAUAAAAGCUAUCGAGCUUCACACGGAAGAGAAGAGUGAAGAACGCACAGCAUGGUUCUCACACGUGGAUGUUCUCACCGAUGCGAUGGAGAACGGGACAGAUCUGCCUCCAGUUCCCGGUGUGAUUGACACCCCAAAGCCCAAAAAACGCGCGACAAAGAAGGCACCAGUCCCAACUGCCACAAGCCUAUCGGACGCUUUGUCGGGGACCAACGCGGCCCAGAAGCGCACCCAGAUUCGCGCGCAACGCAUCUUGGAUGACCAAGGUGCUGCACCUGUAGGAGAAACCGGUCCAUCACGAGGGAAGAACGUGAAGAAGUCUAAAGGUGCAGGAGCGCCGCGCGACACAUUGGUCGACGAUUUGGUCAUCGAAGAGAUUGAGCUGCAGCCCCAGGGCGUAGGGAAGGAGCCGAAGAAGAAGAUAUGGAUCUACUGCGUUGCUUGUGACAAUGUAACACCAUUCCGGAACCCAAAGCGUAGCCGGAAACACGCGCUGGAGUGCGAGGUAAGUGUAUUCACGUUGGUGGCUGGUUCCGUUCUGAUCUACUUGUUCUUUGAGAUGUUGAAGCAGACAUUUCCGAACCUCUACAAACGAGUCUGCGAAGACAAUGCCAGCAGAGCGACGGGAAGCCUUCCUCGCGUCCGUACAAAGAGCAAGGUAGCUGCGGUCUCGCCGGUUGCCGCUCCUGGAUUGAGUGAAGACACGCCAAUGGAGGUCGAUUCCGGGUCGGAAGCUACAAGCGAUGACGAGGAUGUCAACGAAGAUGCGGCUCCAUCUAACAAGGGCACGAUAAAGGAGUAUUUCGAGCCUGUGAAGAUGACCGAAGUACGUCAGGCGGCAAUCGACCUUGCUCUCUUCCAAGCCGUCAUCUGUUGUGCGCUCCCCUUCUCCUUCGUUGAGAAUCCGUGGCUCGUCAACCUCCUCCUUGUUAUGGUCCCCAACUACGUCACUCCUGAGCGCAGCGCGUUCUUCACUCGACAGAUUGCAGAUCAAGUCGCACUGUUCGUUGUGCAGCUCAAGGCAUUCCUGUUGCACCGGUACUUUCUCACUUUAUCGCUGGACGGAUGGAGCAGUCGAGGGAAGGAUGAAAUCUAUACGUUCCACACAACACUCCCCAGUCGGCGUUCCAUCUUCACCCUUGGCCACGUCUUCAAAGGGGUUUCUGUGACUGCCGAAGCCCUGUUUACUGUCGUGAAGGUGCAGAUCUUUGGCGUCUAUGGUGUGCACGCCUAUAGUGCCGUUGUUGGUGAUGGUGGAAGUAAUGUCCGUGCAUUGAAGAGAGAUAUUGCGCACGAGUUCGCUUGGAUCCUGAACAUCUAUGACCCCUGUCAUCUCCUCAAUCUCUUCCUGAAGGACAUUGGCAAGCUCUUCAAAGUGGAAUUGAGCAUUGUAUCAGGCAUCUCGAACUACUUUUCCCACUCAAACGCAGCCACAUAUGCAUUGUCCGUUGAGCGCAAGGCUCGUGGUAUCAAGGGUGGGAUGAAGUCAGCGUCUGACACUCGAUUUGGCACGUCCUUCAUCCAAUCUGUUGCUCUCCGUCUCUGUUUCCCGGCUAUUGUUGCAUGCAUUCAGGCCGGUACUAUCGCAUUCACUACCAAAGCGACCAAACGCUUCAUUCCUUAUUUCGAUCCUGACCAUCUCGAAUACCCAGGGUUUCAAUCGAGACUCUCUGCACUUAUCCAGCUCCUCGAGGCUGGUGCCAAUGGAAUCACGACAUUGGAAGGCCAGAAUGUGACCUGCGCCGAUGUGUUCUAUGUCUGGGUCACCAUUGCCUGGCAUCUCGAACGGCUCGUCGGCAGCACAACGAAGGGCUUUUCAAAAUAUCGCUCACAGAUUAUCACCAUUUAUAAUGCUCGCUUUGAGCAGAUGAUGACCGAAUCAUCACACAACCUCUUCCUUCUUGCAUACUACCUUCAUCCCCUCUAUUUCACGCACGGCGGCUUGAAGCUUUUCCUUCCGGAUCUCCGUGAAGGGGAAAAAUACUCGAGUGACAAGUGGACGGAUCUAUUCCGCACCCUCCGUCUCUCUGCUCGAGCGAUUCUGCAUGGAGAGCAGCUUCGCUGCAACAUGGAAUCAAAAUCUGAAGCGAGCCGACUAACUCAACAGCUCGUUCGAUGGUUGUGUGGUCAUGCUCCCUUCCAUAAACGGGCCUAUAUCACUCGUGAUGACAAGCCAUUAGACUACUGGAAGGCCGUGAAGAAGGACUCAAAUGCAGAUGUUCUUGCGACUGUCGCAAUCAUCCUCUUCUCGAUCUCACCUUCUGAGAUAUGCGACGAACGGACAGCAUCCCUUCUGGGAUGGAUGAACGCUGCUCGUCGGAGCUCUAUGACCGCCGAGAACCUUGUUCAUUCUGCUCAACUUUCACAGUGGUACAAGCACGGUCUGUCCGAGGGCAACUACCAGCACACAUCGACUGCAAACAUUCGUGUUUCCAAUGUCGACUUGUCCACUGAGACCACCGUCACACUCUCUGCACCCACCCUCAUGGAUUUGUUGAACGACCAGAAUGUAGAUCCGACUGUAGAAGACCAGGAAGCGCUCGAGAAGAUGCUCUUUGAGCAGGAAGACCCGUUUGAUCUUGACGAAUGCGACCGUGUUGAUAGCACUGUCAAUUCUGAGCCCGCUCAUGUGGCCCCCACCCAGACUCCUUUCAUCACUCGAAUGUCGACUCGCUGGGCUGUCACCGACUUUGUUCGUCUUGACAGUCCUGCUCUCGGCAAGCUCAUUAUUCCGAGCGCAUCCCCGGAGGUUGCUUCCGUACGCCCCAAGAGUCCGGAGGUCAGCGAGCAUACCGCUGUGAAUCAGCCCUGGGAUCCAAAUGCUGAAGACGACGACUAGAUACACACUUACUAGACCCAAAGAACGCAUACUAGAGCCCAUUAGAGCCGUAGAAAUCGAUAUUUUGACGCCGCUAAAAAUCAAUGCUAUAAUCAAUUCAUAGCAAUGCUAUAAAGCCUAGCAACGGGGUCGGGUGAUCAUAGCGGCUAAAAAUCUAUCCUAGCAAGUCGAAAAAAAUUCUUAGCCCAGCACUAGACUGGAUGCGGCUUUGAUUUGAUUGACGAUGACAGGAGCUUUGAUAGCGCGCCACCACCAUCCGCGAAUGCGCACACAUGAUUAUUGUCUGAUCCGCGAGAGGCCGACUUCGGGCGGGUCAUCAUCCGCGCCGUACAAUGCUAGUUUCCCGCUGCCUCUUCAGUCCCGCGAAUAUGGAUUCCGUGCAACAUAGGAAGUGUCAUCAUCAAAUACGUCGUCACGAUGGCAUGUACACAUCGUUCGGUCACCUUCCCCAACCUUCGGAAUCCGUAUAUUAUGUGGGAUCAAUGCCUAAGCCAAGCUGUGUAACACAAGCCUCGCUUGCAUCUCGUCCUCCACCAUCACCAUGGAAGUCGACCACGAGCAACACAACUCCGACGAAGACAUGCCUGAACUCCAGUCUGUUUCCAAUUCCAGCGACUCGGACUUGGAGGAACGGCGUCAAGUGAUGACAGCUGUCGUAGACGAUGACGAUGAGGGCGACGUCUGGACCGAUGAGGACCACAAUGAUAACGGCCCUAUACCGCCUCUGGAGCCUACUGGCCUUCGCAGACAACGUGCACAAGAUGACGAUCAGGAUCAGGACCGCGACCGACGACCCCCGUCCCAGCGAGUCAAUGCACCUCCUCCCGAAGACAAUGGGACUACUGCUGCCCCCGCUCAACCUCAGGAUCCGCCACCGCAGACGCAACAGUCCCCAUUCUUAAUGGCUCAGCUAUUCACCGUUCUAGCCCAAGGCUUCCGUGCGAACGCAGAUGUGCUGUUCAGAGCUGCUGCAGCACCGGCGAAAGAUAACGCCGAGAACGCGAAACGGAUCAUCGCGGGCUUGGAGCGGGUGCCCGACGGUCUUGUACGUCGUCUGGAACGCCUCAGUGACAUAGGGCACAGCGGACCCCUAGACGACCUGGGCGCCGUUGGCGGGGACAGCGGAUGUGCAAUAUGUUGGGACCGGCUGCUUGAUGGUGACGGUGCCGAGUUUGCGGCCAGUGGUCCGUCGGCGGAAACGGCGGCGGACGACACUCCUGCGGACGUCGCACCACCCGAAGGCGUCAUUGAGCUUCCCUGCGCCCAUGUCUUCCACGCAGCAUGUCUGGUGCCUUGGUUCUCUCGGCGUGGGCAAACGACCUGCCCUACGUGUCGCUUCGAUCUAGACCCGAAAGGGAUCAUCUGGUUCGGCGGUCGAAAAGGACGCGGUCACGGGCCGAGAUUCUUUCCCUUUGACUUGGACGUCCCCGGUGGGCCUGCAGAUGGUGCCCGUGCCGAGGUGCCGGAAGGAUUCCAAGUUCCUGUGGGCUUUGAGGAAGUAGACGAUGGAAAUGACGAGAUUGAGCCCAUGUUCGCGUUUCCCAUAGGAGGAAUGCCUGGGGAUCGUGUUGUAGAUGACGACAUGCCGCCACUCGAGCCUAUUGCCGUGGCAUCACUCCCUCCGCCACCUGCUUCGACUACAACAGCAAGCGAUACCCCUCCAACAGCGCAAGAGACUCUGGCAGCAGCGACGCCUGUUCCCCAUCCAGCUCCGGCACCCCAUGGAGCAUUUACUGUGGGGUUGGACUUUGUAUUCCGAACCGUGGUUCCAACUAAUGGCCCAGCGGGGGGAACUACUCCUCCAGCAGGAGUGCCAAAUCCCAUGUCAGAUAUGAUGAACAAUCUUCUGCUCCGUGGCGCUGUCGGACUGAACGGGGGUCGUCUACCAGUCAACUUCGGUGCCCCAUCGCUGGCGCAGUUGUUCCCGAAUGUCGCAGUUCCCCAGAAUGCAACCACGGCGACCGCGCCUCAGCCAGCCCAACCAGAGCAGCAGCCUCAAGCAGAACCUCAAGCGCAGGGUGCACCGCCGCCGCCCAAUAUAUCCCCUGCUCAAUCAUUCGCGAAUUUCCUGAACUCUCUGGGAGUGGGCCAGAACGGGACGGGCCUGCCAUUCACUGUCGACGGGGCUGAUUUCCAGUUCGCUAUUGGGACCGGGCCUCCCCCGUGGGCCCCGAGUGUCCCCAGCCACAUGCCAUCUCAUUUGCAUGGACCCACCGAAGAACCGAUAGAAGAAGAAGAAUGGAAUGCUCCUGCUGGCCCAGGACUGACACUGCGACAGAGAAUCGAACGGCGGGAGCGGGAAGCGGGACUGCGCUGCUGGGAUGCCUCGUGUGGUGUCGGACCUUCGGACGACGAUCCGUUUGUCGAGGUCCCGGAAUCGGCGCGUAAGACGAUCAGCCUCGGCUGUGAGCACACGUUCCAUCCGUCGUGUCUGGUGUCGGCCCAGCGAGCCAGUCGCGGGUGGCGCGAGCCCGGCGCCGAGGAUGCGACGGUCCAAGUGGCCUGUAGCGUCUGUCGGGCGGAGACAUCCGUCACGAAAGACGAGUGGCUCUCGGGGUGCGUCUUGCCUCUCGAUUGAACGCGAUGCAAAUGUACUAUCCCCGCUACCUAGUCAGUAUUAAACGUCAGUAUUAAGCGCAUGUAAUCACUAUAUUGUAUCUCAUCAUUGAUGUCAUCAUCUACCGCAUCUUGUCUCGCGCCAAAUGGCAGCACAUCUUCCGCUCCCCAUUCCCGAUCUGCGCUUCGAGCAGUCCUUUCUCAAAAGCGUGCGGCAGCACUACCGCGUCGUUUCUGCUCCAGAAGAGAAGACCGAGUCCAAGGCGUUGGCGCUACAAAUCGAAUGGCCGUCCAUUGCGUGGAUCACGCUUAAGAGCCAGGUCUUGAGUCCGUUCGUGCAGGGUGCCGUCUUGGCGAUUCUUGGCACGUUCUUCGAACCCGCGCGCGCGCUGCUACCCUCAAUGCAAAGGCUGCGACUGCAACCCGAGGGCGGGAUGGUGCGGUGGUUGCGGACAUGGGUCAAAUCAGUGGGCGUGACGAGUGGUGUACGAAAUUCCAAUUGAUCUACAUAUUCGUGUCUACAUUAUUGCUUUACAUCGCACAUAC
Messenger RNA from Mycena citricolor, 10479 nucleotides. The record is from the annotation of a GenBank genome assembly. NCBI's taxonomy places the organism in Eukaryota, Fungi, Basidiomycota, Agaricomycetes, Agaricales, Mycenaceae.